Molecule: messenger RNA, 1437 nt
Organism: Trichoderma gamsii
Lineage: Eukaryota; Fungi; Ascomycota; Sordariomycetes; Hypocreales; Hypocreaceae
Product: DNA replication regulator SLD2
Exons: 2
Coding region: 1-1437 (478 amino acids)
Biological process (GO): DNA replication; mitotic DNA replication preinitiation complex assembly; DNA replication initiation
Cellular component (GO): DNA replication preinitiation complex
Molecular function (GO): single-stranded DNA binding; DNA replication origin binding
Source: RefSeq, a predicted model, not a curated record
AUGGAAGAGAAAGUCAAAAGAGAGUAUGAAGCUAGAGCUCAGAGAGUGCGGGCUGAUCUGAAGCAAUGGGAGGGAGAUUGGGCAAAGACGCAUGGCGGAAAGAAGCCAGGCAGAGAGGAUAUCAAGAACAAUCCUGAUAUAGCCCAGAAAUAUAAAGACUACAACAAGAUCCGCGAUAUAAUAGCUAGGAAGCUAGCUCCUCCUUCAGACGCCUCGACCUCAAAAAGCAAGCAUGACAAGCGCAAAGCAGUUCCUAUGCCAGCAGCCGAGACUCCAAUGAAGCGAGCAAAACAUGCCGAGACCCCUUCGAAGCGACUAGCCCCGAACGGCGACGAAUACAUGAACAGCCCGGCUAUCUCUAGGAAACUCUUCAGCCCUGCGCCGGUGACAGCCGUUGGGCCGACACCUCAGCGAGAUGGAAAAGUCCUCGGGUUGUUUGAUCUAUUGGUGGAAAAAGAGUUCAAGAGUCCACUGAAGGGCGUGAAGGAGAUGGGUCGCCCUGCUAGUUCCCAUGCAACUCCUAGCAGACGCAAAAGUCACUUGGGCGAAGAUGCUAUGGCCAAGUUAGGACUUACUCCCAGCUCUGCCAGCAAACGAAAGCUGUUUUCGACGCCAAUGAAGAAGAGGGAAGGACAAAAUAUGGCCGGAACGCCCACAUCCGUAUCCAAGCUUCAGUUUGAUACACCAGCAUUUUUAAAGAGGCACUCACUUCCAACACUGGACGAGAACACAAAAUUCGAUGCCCCACCUCUACGGCUGCCCCGAAAGCCUCUUGUUCGUGGCCUCAGCGAAAUUGUAGCCAGCCUUCGAAGAGUUGAGGAGGAGCAGCUAGACGACGACCUCGAAGCGCUGCGCGAAGUCGAGGCCGAAAUGGAGUCCGGCGGUCCCCCUCAGCCUACGAUUAAAAUACAAAAGCCGGAGCCAAAGCAGGACAUACUGGAGCCGGAUAGCCAGGCUAAACAGCUGCCUUUGGGUGGGUUCGAUGACGAGGGGUUGUAUGAUAGCCCUACAGAAGAUGCCGUAGAUCGUGAUGGACGGCCAAUGAGAGUGUUCAAGAAAAAAGGACAAAAGAGAACAACACGCCGAGCAAAUAUGCGACCGGUUCGAACCAAGCGACCAACGAACCUAGCUGAGGAGAAUGGGAGUGACGAAAAUGAAGAUGGAGACGGCCAAGACACCAUUCCAGACACCCAAGCUCAGGUUGGCAAACCAGAUGUCGCAGGCGAGUCUGAUAGCGACUUUGAAGAUAAAGAUGAUACCCAGGAUGCGAAGAGUGUGAAGACUUCGAAGAAGCCCGCCAAGGAAGAGGGCGUGGUAAAGAAGACGGUCCGCAAAGUGAACCAGCUGGCACAUGCAAACUUCCAACGGCUGAAGCUACGGAACAAUGGUGCCAAAGGUGGACCAGGCUAUAAUAGCCGGUUCCGAAGAAAACGAUGA